CUCAGGUCCAGGAGCUACGCUGUUUCCCUGCCUUGAAUUGGAGGCCUCUCACCAGUGCCCGACUCAGGAUCAUUAUCCCUGAAAGCCAGUCAGGAUGGGUGACCAGGCCCCACCCACACUCCUACAGCUGGCACUACAGAAGCUGUGGAAGGAGGAGGCCUUGCUGAUUUCUAAUCUGGAGGACAUUCCUGUGGGGCUGUUCCCAACAAUGUUUAAGGAUGCCAUAACUGACAAACGUACAAACAUUCUGAGGGCCUUGGUUCCUGUCUGGCCUUUCCCAUGCCUUCCUGCCGGAGCCCUGAUAAAGGACCUGGAGACUUUGAAAACUCUACUUGAUGGACUAGAUGCAUUGAUUACAGAGAAGGUUCAUCCCAGUUUUACAAAGAGGACGCGGAAACUCAGAGUGCUUGAUUUGACAGAUGUGUGCCUUGACUUCCAGAGCUUUAGGGCUUUAAAGCGGUCAGUGAAGAUCUGUCCUAAAUUUGGGGUGAAGAAGCGAUUUGUGGUAGUAACUGAUAUUGAUGUCCAGAAGGCCAGUUUCAGUGAAUGGCAGACAUACUUGUUGCAGUGGGCCCAGCAGCGAAACGAUUCUGUUCAUGUAUGCUGCCGAAAGCUGAAGAGUUGGAAUUCACCUGUCUUCACUGCCGAAAGGAUCUUCAAAAUGUUAGAUGCAGACUGUAUCCGGGAGCUGCAACUGAGUUUCUGGCAGCUUGAAUUCAUGCCACCCCUUUUUCCUUACCUGGGGCAGAUGAGAAAUCUCCACACGCUUGUGCUAGACAGAAUUCAGAAGCCCUUCAGGUUGGCUGCUUCUGUAGUGCAGGAAUUGAUAAGCCUGUUGUUUUCUCAGUUCAACAAACUCCCCUGUCUCCAGAAUCUCUACAUAAGUUAUUGCUACUUCUUGGAAGGCUGCUUUGAAGAGUGGCCCAGGAGACUGAAGAUCCCCUUGGAGACCCUGAUCAUCACUGGCUGCUGGUUCUCACAGUCAGACUUGGGUUACCUGAGCCAGAGCCUGUAUCUUUGUGAGCUCAGACAUCUGAAAUUGAGUGAUAUAGAGCUAUCUCAUUUAUGCCUUAAGCCCCUUGUGGUUCUCUUUGAGAGAAUCACAAGUACCCUGCAAAUCCUGGAAUUGGAAGAGUGUGACAUGAGGGACCGCCAUUUCAAUGCCAUUGGGCCUGCCCUGAGCCAAUGCUCCCAGCUUACCAGGGUCAAUUUUUAUCAUAAUUAUAUCUCUCUGCAUGCCUUGAAGAACCUUCUACAGCACACAGCCAAGUUGAGCAAGCUGACCCAUGAGAUGUAUCCCGCCCCUCUGGAAUGCCAAGAUAUCAUAACAGACCUUAGAGAUAGAUUCGAGCAACUUUGUCCUGAGGUGCUAGAUAUACUCAGGGCCAAAAGGCAACCAACGAAUGUUUUCUUUGCUACAAGAACCGACUGUGUCCGUUUUCAACCCUGAUCCUAUGACCUGGAGGCCAGACAUUACUUUUUUCCAUGAGUAGGAUAAGGUUGCUUCUGGUACUGGGAAUGGAAGCCCUAGUGUAGGGAGUGUAUGUUCACUAUGUGGAUCCUUGAUUGCAUAUAAUAAAUGUCCUGAGUUUGUGGGGUUGCUAGGGGGUCUCCAUCAGCACACAGCCCACUUUUUCCCAGCAUUUCAAUACCCAUUUCUUUUCCCAGCACCCUAAUAAGGUCAGUGUUAAAACAGUACAUGUCAUAGAACCUUAUGCACAGGUAUCUCAUCUAGAGGAUCUUGGAGCACAUGGCUCACAAUGUUCAAUAUAUUGAACUGGCAAUGGUGUGCAAAUGGUUCAUGGUUCAGAUCACAGGGACUGUGGCUGACAUGGAGAACAAUGGGAUGAGGGGACAGGAGACUGGUAAAAUAAGAGACAACUGCGCAUUUGUAAAUGAUUUGACAUCAGAGAGACAAUUAUACAAUUCUAAAUGUUGCUUUGGUGACUCCUAAGGUGCAGUGGGAGCCUGGAGGAGUACUGUCUGGUUUGUUUCAUAAUUAAGUGAUUGUUGGGGAUGCAGAAAAGAUGUUUUGUGUUCAUAGAGUAUUAGUAAUGUCAGGAAUUUAUAGACUGUCAGUUGUAGCACAGGCCUUGGCAGAAGCAGGAAGGUCUCUGAGUUCAGGGCCAGCCUGGUCUACAGAGCUCCAGGACUGUUGGGACUGUUACAUUGAGAAACCAAAGGAAUGCCAAGAAUCUUAAUCAUGCAGAGGUGUCUCCUCACUGGAGAUAAAAAUCAUUGCCUACAUUCCAUCUAGAAAACCCAGAAUGAAGUUUCUUAAGGACCUGGUGAGUUUUGCUAUUUGCAGACAUGCUGGGAUCAAAAUAAGCUUUAAGUGGUUUUUCCUUACUACACCAAGGACAUGCUUUUAGUGUAGUUAUAAUUUUAAAUCCACUACUCAUGGGGAAGCUCUUCAAAUCUGUUUAUCUGUUUACAUUUCAAAUAGAGGCCAACACCAUUUUCAAUUAUUUUUGGUGUAUUUAAUGCUCAAACCAAAGAUGUGUAUGAGAAUGAAUCAUUCUAUGGGUGGCUGGAGCUCCAGAAGCAAGUUUGUCCUGGAUGUUCACACAGCUUGGGGAUCCCAUUCUAUUUUUUUUGUCUUUUUUUAAGACAGUGUCUCCCUGUGUUGCCAUGGACAGUGGAUUACUUCCAAAAUCAAGGACAGAGGGUCGUCAUUAGACACUCACUUAAGAUGCAGCUUGUACCCUCUUCUUGCUGUAUGUAAUUCUCCCCCAGGUGUACCUGCGCUUGGAAGGGGUUAGAGAAUGUGGGUGAUGGAUCUAUGGAGGACGCCAUCUUUGUCACAGUAGGGAAUUCUACAUGAUGCUUUGUCUAUAAAGAUGCCCAAUAUACACAGUGAUUCAACGAGCUAUACAUGGGAGAAUCAUUACUUUGGUCGUUUCCUGAGGUAAACAGACUUCUUUUGUAUCUGAAAUUACUGCUAAUCUAAAUAGUCAAAAUAGUGUGUUAAUUCAAGUCCGCUUACGUGACAAUUUACCACACCCUGAAUAAAUGUGAUUUUCAAAGCAGGUUUAACAAGUGUCUGAACUCAUAGCUCCUUACAAACCCAGGUCAGAGGCUUUCAAUGGAUCACAUGUGCACUCAGAUGAGAUGUUCCCCUCCAUGGAAUUUAGGGUGCAGGUUGCUAUCUAGGCCAGAUCUGGUAAGUCACUCAUCCCAUCAGGAUGUCCCGUAUGACUGUGUUCAGCAGAUGAGACUGGGAAAAUUAGUCCCCGUAUGACCCAGAAAAUUCUUUAUUUAAAAAAUUGUAUUUAUUAGUGUGUGUGAUGGGGGUAGGCACUCAUUGUGUACAAAUUUUCCUUUGCAGCUCUUAAUU
Alexandromys fortis (reed vole) is the source of this 3337-nucleotide messenger RNA. Its product is annotated as oogenesin-3-like. Gene Ontology annotation, cellular component: cytoplasm. The record is from RefSeq and is a predicted model, not a curated record. Lineage: Eukaryota; Metazoa; Chordata; Mammalia; Rodentia; Cricetidae. Gene Ontology annotation, biological process: negative regulation of cell differentiation; positive regulation of cell population proliferation; negative regulation of DNA-templated transcription. The coding region runs from base 95 to 1450 and encodes 451 amino acids. The transcript has 4 exons.